UUCUUUUAAGCCACAACACUAUCAUAAAAACCCCUCCUACUCCAAAGCACUCUCAUUGUAACCAAAAAUUCAAGAAAAUGAAUUGUCACAACAACUACUUAAAGUUUAUAUUUUUUCUUGUUGUUUUGGCAUCUUGUAGAUUUUCUAUAGCAAAACAGACAAACCCCACCUCAGAUAUCCCCAAAUUGGAUCAAUUCUUGAAUGCAAUUUAUGAAUGGAGGGCUAAUCAGAAGCAGAAACAAGAAGAUGUGGGUUUAAAAUUUGGAGUUUCAACUGUAGCAACAGGGGUGCUCUGUUUUUUAGCAGCCUCUAUAUCAAGUGCUGGUGGGAUUGGAGGUGGAGGUUUGUAUAUACCAAUUCUUACUAUAAUUGCUGGUGUAGAGCUCAAAACAGCUUCAAGUUUUUCUGCAUUUAUGGUCACAGGUGGCUCUAUUGCUAAUGUUGUAACUAACAUGUUUGUUAAAAGUACCAAAUAUGGAGGCAAGAUUUUGAUUGAUUUUGAUAUAGCAUUGCUGUCGGAGCCAUGCAUGUUGUUGGGUGUCAGUAUUGGAGUUAUAUGCAAUAGGGUACUCCCAGAAUGGCUUAUCACUAUACUGUUUGCUCUGUUUCUUGGUUUUUGCACUUUCAAGACAUGUAAAUCAGGCUUCUUUUAUUGGAAAUUGGAAUCAGAAUUGGAAAAUGGAAAACAAGAAUUGGAAAAUGGGUUGCUGAAAAAUGAAAGUUGUGAUGAAGAUGAUGAGGCUUUGUUGGAGAAGAAGGAAGGAAAGGGAGGAAUAGUUAGCAACAUUCCAUGGAUGAAAAUGGGGAUGUUGGUGAUGUUCUGGUUUUCCUUCUUUUUCCUCUAUCUUCUUCGUGGAAAUCAAUAUGGACAAGGCAUCAUUCCAAUGGAAGCAUGUGGAGUCGGAUACUGGAUCAUUUCAUCAGUUCAGUUUCCUAUGGCUAUCAUCUUUACAUCAUGGAUCUUGUAUAAUAGAGAAAGUCAACAGAACAUGCCUUCCAAGAAACCGGAAGGAAGCAGUGAAACUAAACAUGGACCUUCAGGGAAGCUCAUCUUCCCUAUAAUGGCACUACUAGCAGGGGUUCUAGGAGGCGUUUUUGGAAUUGGUGGUGGAAUGCUAAUUAGUCCCCUCUUAAUCCAAGUCGGAAUAACUCCUGAAGUGACAGCAGCAACCUGCUCAUUCAUGGUGUUUUUUUCCUCUACCAUGUCAGCUGUGCAAUAUCUAUUUCUAGGGAUGGAACACGUGGACGAUGCCCUCAUCUUUGCAGUUGUAUGUUGUAUUGCCUCAAUCAUUGGAUUAGUAGUGGUUCAGAGAGCCAUAGAGCAUCAUGGGAGAGCAUCCCUUAUUGUAUUUUCUGUUGGCAUAGUUAUGGCUUUAAGCACUCUUCUCAUGACUAGUUUUGGAGCUGUUGAUAUCUGGAGGGAUUACACUAGUGGGAAUUACAUGGGGUUCAAACAGCCUUGCUAAGAUAAGAAAACGAGGAAGCCUUAAGAGAUGGUCCAAUUCAAGGCAUUGUCCAAAUCUUGCAUUACUAUGCUCUAUAAAGAAUUAGAUGCUUCUUUGGAAGCUUUUGUUAAGAAUAUCAUACUAUUAGAGAACACGGGUGAACUGGUGCUAUGGAAUGUUUGUAAUCUGGAUUAUGAGUCAACACAUGAUUAUUACAAAUACCUAUGCAUUUCCAAUUGUUAUGUUUAAGCCAUGAUUAUUACUUAUAUUAAAUAGCUUGUAUUACUAC
Solanum verrucosum is the source of this 1734-nucleotide messenger RNA. Its product is annotated as sulfite exporter TauE/SafE family protein 5-like. Bases 78 to 1466 code for a protein of 462 amino acids. Gene Ontology annotation, cellular component: Cul4A-RING E3 ubiquitin ligase complex; membrane. The transcript has 4 exons. Gene Ontology annotation, biological process: protein ubiquitination. Lineage: Eukaryota; Viridiplantae; Streptophyta; Magnoliopsida; Solanales; Solanaceae. The record is from RefSeq and is a predicted model, not a curated record.